AUGGCGGAAACCCUCGGCCAAAGUAGAGAACUCCAUGGAUUCCUCUUCAUCACCUGCGUUGUAUUCCUUAUCGUCACCGGCGUUGUCGUUGCAUCGGGCUACCUCCGUCUCGAUCGGUGCCUCCGCCAGAGCAUCACCAAGGCCCUCGUCGCCUUCUACCAGAAGAACAUCUUGGUUCGCUACGACCGGACCCUCCUUGUUGCCGAUCCCCGGCGGUGCGAACCCAAGAAGUUCGGUGGUUGCAGUACUCGCACCAUGUUCCAAAAGUCCUAUUGCUACAAGGCGCUAGAACCCAUCCUCCUGCUCAGCCGUCACCGCUACAAUGGAGUUGACAUGGGCAUCUGCGUCAAGGGCAAAGGCCACACCUCCCAAAGCACUCUCCGAGAAGCAAUUGGCCAUCAAAGAAGCCCUCCGCAGAGCACUCUUCGAGAAGCAAUCAGCCAUCAAAGCCCAAGGCGGCGCCGUGAGGACGUUGAAGGCGGUCGGUGCGGCUAAGAAGCUUAUUGAUUCCCCAGUCGAAGCCUUGAACGCCCUCAAGCUGGAGAAGGCCUCCAUCGAGCGUCAGCUUCACGCACUUCUCUCCUCCACGAACCCUAGCAACGGCAGCGGCGAUGGCGCUCUCAGCAAGGAAGAUUUUCGACAGGCGGUGGUUAACACUCUCGAGCGCCGUCUCUUCUGCAUCCCGUCUUUCAAGAUUUGUCAUGAUGUUGCAGGCUCUACGACUAUGGACCCCCUAGCCGUGCCGUUAAAGCCAAUGUGCUGGCCUUCUAGUCUUAGCAUUUUGUUCUUGAGGAGAGCAUGUUGGAGGUUGAUUGUCCAUUUGUAACCCUAGAAGUUGUACUGAAAGCUUCAGGUCGUGUUGAAUUUGCCCAAAGAGGUAAUUUGCCCAAAGAGGUAACUUCUUUGGGUUCUUUUGCCCAAAGAGGUAAUUUUU
Molecule: messenger RNA, 934 nt
Organism: Malania oleifera
Lineage: Eukaryota; Viridiplantae; Streptophyta; Magnoliopsida; Santalales; Ximeniaceae
Product: small ribosomal subunit protein uS9-like
Exons: 2
Coding region: 1-495 (164 amino acids)
Biological process (GO): maturation of SSU-rRNA from tricistronic rRNA transcript (SSU-rRNA, 5.8S rRNA, LSU-rRNA); translation
Cellular component (GO): ribosome; cytosolic small ribosomal subunit
Molecular function (GO): RNA binding; structural constituent of ribosome
Source: RefSeq, a predicted model, not a curated record